Messenger RNA from Liolophura sinensis, 1476 nucleotides. Its product is annotated as putative ammonium transporter 1. Lineage: Eukaryota; Metazoa; Mollusca; Polyplacophora; Chitonida; Chitonidae. The record is from RefSeq and is a predicted model, not a curated record. Gene Ontology annotation, cellular component: plasma membrane. The transcript has 11 exons. Gene Ontology annotation, biological process: ammonium transmembrane transport; ammonium homeostasis. Gene Ontology annotation, molecular function: ammonium channel activity. Bases 1 to 1476 code for a protein of 491 amino acids.
AUGGACGAUUUCUUCCUCGUGACCAUGUCACUCAUUAUCUUCUUCUUGCAGGGCGGAUUUGCGUUUUUAGAAGCCGGAAGCGUGCGCAGUAAGAACACCACGAACAUCCUGAUUAAAAAUCUGAUCGAUUUCUUUGUCUCGGGUCUUUCCUAUUGGCUGUUCGGAUACACUCUGGCUUACGGAGAAGGCAAUGGGUUCAUUGGGUAUCAGGCUGACCUACUCGCUCAUUACAAUCUGCCCACGGCCAAGUAUUCCUAUUGGCUGUUCCAGUACGUGUUCGCAGCCACCGCGGCCACCAUUGUUUCGGGGGCCGUGGCCGAGAGGUGCGACUUUAAUGGCUACCUCGUUUACAGUUUCCUCAUAACAGGCUUCGUCUACCCAGUGGUGUCCCGAUGGGCAUGGAGUCCGCAGGGUUGGCUGCUAAAUGGAGCCACAUACAUGGACGAGAAUGGAGGGGAAUUUGUAGUGGCAUACACGGAUUUUGCCGGAAGUGGAGCGCUCCACAGCUUGAGUGGCGCUGCAGCUUUCAUCGGUGCUCUUGUAGUCGGUCCCAGAAUUGGCAGAUUUGACCCUGAUACUGGCGAGGCUAACCACAUUAAGGGUCACUCCGUACCAUUCGCUGCUCUUGGGGGGUUCAUUUUGUUGUUCGGAUUUCUAGCCUUUAAUGGCGGCUCUCUGGGUAGCAUUUCUAAUCCAGGUGACGGCGCCAUCAUUGCCUCUGUCGUGGUGAACACCAUUGUGGCGGGAACUGGGGGGGCAUUCAUCACUCUCCUCCUCAACAAAACAGGCUGGUUUGGUGACCGGAAGUGGAGUUUGUUGGUCACUCUGAACGGCUGUCUCACAGGAAUGGUGUCAGUGUGCGCAGGCGUGAACGACCUCUACACCUGGUCGUCGUUUGUUAUCGGAACGCUAGGAGGGAUUGUCUACAUGGUCUCCUCCUGGACAGUGGUCAAGCUUCGUGUGGAUGACCCGCUCGACGCCACAGCUGUUCAUCUCGGAGGUGGGCUUUUUGGCGUCUUCAUGGUCACAUUCUUCUCCAAAAGUCACGGGAUUCUCUACUUCUGGAACCGGAAGUCCGGCCUUCACCUGGCCUGGCAACUGGCUGGAAUCUCCGCCAUUUUGGGUUGGACAAUCGUCCUGUCGUUUAUCAUCUUUUUUGCCCUAAAGAAACUCAACAUGCUGAGAGUGGACGAGGAAAUGGAGAUUAAAGGGUUGGAUAUCCCCAAACACGGAGAGCCUUCUUACCCGGCCGAGGCUUACGGUCAUGGUUGGGGAGAACAGCACGAUCACUUGGCUUUCCUGGCCGGCACGUCUGUUCUGGGGAAAUCCCAAGUGGACACUGUGAUGACGAAAAGAUCCAAUAAUCGCUCGACUGGGAACCCGGAGAUGGACGCUCUGCGAACGUUGGACAAAGAGAGCUCCUCGUCCAAGGACAGCGGUAUCAACAAAGACCAUCACGUGAUAUCCAGCUUGUAA